Cyprinus carpio (common carp) is the source of this 492-nucleotide messenger RNA. Its product is annotated as interleukin-34-like. Gene Ontology annotation, molecular function: cytokine activity; macrophage colony-stimulating factor receptor binding. The record is from RefSeq and is a predicted model, not a curated record. Lineage: Eukaryota; Metazoa; Chordata; Actinopteri; Cypriniformes; Cyprinidae. Gene Ontology annotation, biological process: positive regulation of macrophage differentiation; positive regulation of monocyte differentiation; positive regulation of cell population proliferation.
UUUCCUAUUAACUAUACUAUUCAAGUGUAUUAUGAGGAGGUGUUCAGACUACGCAACAUCAGCAGAUUGAAUAUGAGUAAUGAAGAGGAGCCAGUGUUGAAGAGAGAUUUACAGGAGUUGUGGCUUUCGGUUAGUCAGCGGGGUAUAAAGAGGGUGUUAAGGGUGCUUCCAGAGAGACAUCCAACACGCCAGAAAUACCUCUCCAAUCUGGAGAAUCUCUUCAGAGAUUUUGAGGCGGUUUAUUUUCAACAGAAUCCCACAGAUGAAGAGAGAGAACCUCCAGAGAGAAUACGAAACAUCUCGGAACGACUGGAUGACACAACUUACGAGGGAUGGAAGUCUGUUACACCCAAGUCAUUAUUGGACAACUGUUAUCGGACCAUGCUUUGCCUGUUCAAAGAAUGCUUCUCAAAAAAGAGGACGACAGUUUAUGAUUAUUGUGAAGUCAACUGGAGGAAAGGGAAUAAACUACAUAGCAGCAGAUCUAAGUAG